Trichoplusia ni (cabbage looper) is the source of this 1131-nucleotide messenger RNA. RefSeq names its product circadian clock-controlled protein-like. The record is from RefSeq and is a predicted model, not a curated record. The transcript has 5 exons. The coding region runs from base 317 to 1069 and encodes 250 amino acids. NCBI's taxonomy places the organism in Eukaryota, Metazoa, Arthropoda, Insecta, Lepidoptera, Noctuidae.
CGACCUUCGUACUUGAACCGACUUUUCGAAAACAGAAUUGCCGGCCAAUCGCGGUGCAAUAUCCAAGAAUACGAUCGCAAGCGCACGCACUCCAGCGCAUUCGCGUCGCAAACAUUUUGUGGAACGGAUUAGUGGCCAGUGUUGCGUGAAAAUCAGGCUUCAUAUUGGCAAAGAGCUAGCCGAAUUUAUGCAACUAAAAUAAGAAAGAACUUGUUUUUAUUAACAUAAGGCAACUGUGGGGCUAGAGGGGUCAGCUCAGUGUGGUCCAAGAUUUCAUACUGUUUUCGUUGUUACGUUCGUUGAGUGUUUAUCAACAAUGUGUGAGAGAUUUGUUUUGGUUUUUACGCUGAUGUCGGCGGCAUCUCUUGUCGGCGAUUGCUCUGCGAAAUAUGCACCUGAUUUCAUCCACCCAUGCAACAACACAGAACCAGCCUGCCUGAUUAAAGCGACGCAGGAUGCAAUACCACAGUUCUGUAAGGGUCUCCCACAUCUUGGAGUGCCGCCCUUAGACCCGUUUGUCAUUGAUGAGCUCCCGAUACAGCUGCCCGGAAUCAAAGUUACGUUUUACGAGGGUAAAGCGACGGGACUACGGAAAUGCCAAGUUUUGAAUGUUGAGGCUUAUUUAGAAAAGAACGUGUUUAUAUUGGAAGUGCGAUGCAACAUCACAAUCAAGGGCAAAUAUACCGCAGUGGGAAGACUUCUACUCUUCCCAAUCAAUGGAGAAGGAGACUCGAAGAUCAAAAUAGUAAAUUCUAUAAUAAAGCUGAAUAUCAACACGAAAUACUUCAAGGACGCCGAAGGCCGAGAUCACUUUGGUAUCAAGAACUAUAAAUACACUUUUGAUUACGGCGAGAGGAUUGUCUACACAAUCAACAACCUUUUCAAAGGCAACCCUGAAUUAAGUAACACAGUGCUACAGUUCCUGAACGAAAAUUGGAGAAUAGUGACUGAAGAAUUUGGACAACCUGUUGUGGAUUUUGCGCUAAAUGUGACUGUCAGCACUGCGAAGAAAUUCUUCGAUGCUGUACCCUACGACGAACUACUCAAUGUGCCUAUACCGAAGUAUUAAAUAAUCAAAUAAAACAAAUUAUGUUAUAAUACUUUAAUUAAAUAUAGAUGUGUAGGUUCGUG